Messenger RNA from Scomber japonicus (chub mackerel), 2421 nucleotides. It is a transcript of the gene engl, whose product is annotated as endoglin, like. The record is from RefSeq and is a predicted model, not a curated record. The transcript is spliced from 15 exons. NCBI's taxonomy places the organism in Eukaryota, Metazoa, Chordata, Actinopteri, Scombriformes, Scombridae. Bases 1 to 2421 code for a protein of 806 amino acids.
AUGACCCCUGUCAUGAAAGCCUCAGACACUCAAAGUGGAGAGUUGCAAUGCUCUGUGGCACCAGUGGGGGCGCUACACCCUGUUCAGGGUUUGCUGGAGAGGUUUGAGGUUGGUUUGGGCUGCGCUGCAAGAGAAAGUGGCAACAAGGAGACUCAUGUCAUUGCUGUGGGAAGAGUUACUAACAGCCCCGAUAACAAGGUGACGGUCAUGCUGAGGCCCUUGUCUCUCUCCCCUUCACCUCUCAGAGCCCUCCACCUGCUGCUCAGCUCUAAGCUUCCAGUUAACUGGUGGCUGGAGGCUGAGAGACUGUCCCCUGACCUGCCGGUGUUGGUGCAGGUGUCCAGCAAUUCCAGCGUAGAGUCCCACACCCUGCGUCUGCAAGUCCAACCGGUGCAUUCCCUACCUUUCCGCCCACGCGCACUGCACCGCUGGGCUCUAAAACACCAUGGCAACAUGUCCUCUCUAACACACACAACGCAUGGCAAUCGAGCCUAUGUCCGACUGGGAGAGGAUCCAACCCUGCCCGCUGUGUGCCAGCUGCAGUCUAUGUUCCUCUCUAACAACUACAUGACCUCUGACCUGCAGCCACAGGAAGUGCAGGGCUGCACCCACGCGGCUGCAGGUGGGAACAGCCCCGAAGUCCACGUGAUCAAGCUCCAUUCUGCGGGCUCAGGACUCUGUGGCUCUCUGCAGGUGGAGGUGAUAGUCUCUCUUGUGCCCCCGAUGGCCAGUUGGAAGACACAGAAGGUUGUGUUGAUUCUCAGCAGCUCGAUGCCAGUCAACUGGGCCAUUAUUGCUCAUGGUGUCCGGGGUCACGUCUCUGUUUAUUCCUCCAACAGUGUAUCCCCACCCUACCCACCUGAGCCUGACCUGACCCUUUCCAGUGUACUGAACUCCGACCUGUCCACUUUACCUGACCUUCUUGUCUGGGCCAGUGAGAGCGGCUACACCAAGGUGACCUCAUACACUGAGGCUGACCUGGCCAAUCGCUUUGUGAUCCAGCUGGCUGGGGGCAGGACAGGUCAGGACCCCUUGCAUCCUGUGGUUGGGCGGCCUAACUGGGCUGAGGAACGCAGGCUGAGAGAAUGGCUGAAUGGUGGCGGCAGAGUGGGAGGAGGCCGAGAGAGUUUCACAGUGCAGUGUGACGACGGACGCCUCAGUAUGACCGUGGACCAACAAAUCCUGCAGAGCUUAUCUGUCCCAGUGGCUGCCGUGACUCUGAGAGACCCAACAUGCCAGGCUCAGUCCAAUGGGAGCCAUUUCCUGUUGGUGUUCCCAGUCAUUUCCUGUGGGACUGAGGGACUGCUCCUGGGACAUCCCAAAGGGGUGCAGUACAAAAACAAGGUGUUAUUAUGGAGAGACAAGCCUCGUACCAUCCCGGCACUCAAUGGCACAGGGAAAAAGUCCAAAAGUCCACUCAGCAUACAUGAGAUAUCUUUCAGCUGUCUGGCUACAGUCUCCAGCCCCAGCAGCCCUGUUUCUGAAGAUGAUAACAGUGUAAACACUCCUCCGACAGGGUUGGUCCCCUGGGCACCCCGGGGUCCGGGGCCGGAUCCAGGACUGAGCCAGCCCCUGACACCCAGACACAGAUCUGGGCCGGUUCUCAUUUUGAAGCUUUUUGUUUCUGAGCGCUACGAUCAGAAGCGGGUUGGCCCCUGUGUCAUCACUGCCAACCACCGUGUCUACUUUGAGAUUUCCGCCAAAGGCCCCUUUACAGAUGUUGUGGAGGUGAUGUCAUGUGUGGUCUCUCCUCUGUCAGACCCAAAAAAGUCUCCUUUCUGGACUGUCAUCAGCAACGGCUGUUCAUCAGACCCCUCACUGACCCUUGGUGUACAAACAAAAGGAGAAGAGGAGGAAGAAGCUGAAGGGAAUGGCGAACUGGAAGUGGAAAAGGAUGAAAGAGAAGACCGAGAUUAUAAGGAUGUUGAUGAUAAUGAUGAAAGUGUCUCCCUUCAGGAGGAGAAUCUGUCCUUGAGAUUUAGUUUCCUCCUGCGGCCGGUAUAUAAUGACUCCAUGCAGUUCCUCCACUGCAGCCUUCGCCUGUGUGUCUCUGACUCCACAAGAGGGGGACCCAUGAAAGAAGAGUCAGAGAAUGACUGUGAGGGUGGGCUACGUAUCCCCCCACUUGUAUCAAGGUCACCCAGGCAUCAGUGUGAGGUCAGAAACUUGUCCAGGCCUAUGGUGGUCACCCAGCGUAUUAGUUCACUGUCACCCAAAAUGUUGAGGCCUCCCACAGGCGCAAGAACCAAGAGACUUAGCGUCUCCCCACUGGCCAGCCCACAUCCAGAGCACAGCAGCUCUGUGGUGCAGACAGGACCAGUGAUGGGAAUCGUCUUUGCAGCCUUUGUGAUGGGCGUCAGCUUGGUCGGGGGGCUGUGGUGCAUUUACAAUUAUACAGGUAAUGAGACCAGCUUCCUUUAA